Messenger RNA from Cyclocybe aegerita, 2355 nucleotides. NCBI's taxonomy places the organism in Eukaryota, Fungi, Basidiomycota, Agaricomycetes, Agaricales, Hemipholiotaceae. The record is from the annotation of a GenBank genome assembly.
AUGAAAGCAUCUGCGGAAGGCACUCCUAGUCAAACCCCAUUGUCCGACUCCUCUCAAGGAACUCAAAUCUCUCCUGAACAGUUGCAACAUGCCUUGGAUGCCAACAAAAGGCUCCAACAGAUCCUGAGCCAACGCGCCGAGGCAUUGGAAGUAGAGUUGAGAGAGGUGGACCAACUUUUGAGUGCUUCAAGUGUCGAAGAUGGAUUGGAUGACCCAGAAUCAGAGGUGUACGUAGCCGGAGCAAAGAAAGCUACAGGAUUGUUCCCACCGAGCGAAUUUUUGAACCCAGUAUCGCCGUUUUACGAGGAUGCCGCGAAACGGUCUGCUUAUAUAGCGAACACGAGCCCGCAUCCAAUGAAGGCAAAAGACAUCGAAGCACUGGCAGACGCUGUAAAGCGAGAGAAUGAACGUCUACAAGCUUACCAACAGCGCUCAGGCCCCUGUGCCAAGAAUGAGACAAUCAUUGACCUAAACAACAACGUCGAGGGAUUGGACUGGAUGAGAAUCGCCGAAAGAGUCUCCGAUUCGUCCUCAGUCAAAAGAAGUGCGGCAGAAUGUCGAGUUACAUGGGUUGCAGACAAGCACCCGCGCAUCAAUCAUGCAAAAUGGUCAGAUGCAGAGGUUGAUAAGCUCCACGGACUCCUUUUCGAACACGGCAAGCACAAAGAAGCCGUGAACUGGGUUGAAAUAUCCAGGAAGCUUGGGACGAAUCGCACUCCCAUUGACUGCAUGAGACAAUCGCUUCCUCGACACCGUCACUUUUGGACCUUGGAGGCAGAUCAAAAACUAAUUAAAGCUGUUCAGUCAUGUGGUAUCGACAACUGGAUGUUGGUCGCACGAAAAGUUUCUGAGAGCGCCACUGCCGGCCAAUGCCAGACUCGAUGGUACAAGUCCCUCGAUCCUGGGUUAAAGCGAGGUUCUUGGACAGAAGAAGAGGACAACCGUCUCCGAAAGGCUGUCGCUGGUUUUGGAACGUCAUGGGUGCAAGUGGCUGCGGCGAUUCCAGGGCGGACAAAUGAUCAGUGCCGAGAGAGAUGGGUCGAACAACUGAACCCUUCUGCGUCGAAACUGGUCUGGACCGAGGAGGACGACAAGGUCUUAAUUGAAUCUGUGAAAGACCUUGGCCACCAGUGGAAGGCUGUCUGCCUCCGGGUGGGUAAUGGCAAAACAGGUCCAAAUUGCCGUAUGCGAUAUGAGAAGCUGCAGCGAUCACUGAAAAAGCAGGCGAGCCCGAUUCCGGGACCAUCCUCUGCACCUAUGUCGUUUCAAAGUGACAUUCCGGUCUUCUCUCGAAUCCCACCAGUAGCGCUACUUGCACAACAUGACGAGGGAUCUUUUGGGCGCUAUACUCCAUCUACCACGCCAGUUCCUACUCUCAGACCACAAGCUCGCGCGGUAGGGAAGGGAAAGAACAAAAAAACCACCGCAGUUUCUUUCACACCGACAAUUCCGGGCGACUUUGCCAAGGACGUCGAAUGCACUCCACUGACUUCUGCUCUGCAACGGAGCAACGGAGCGGCCACUUUGCAAACACCGGAAAAUCUAGACGGCGGUGACGGUGCAGCAGCUGCCACACCAUACCCUCGUCCUAAGCCACGACCUGUCCCUCAGGUGAAGGAUUCUGUCCCAGGCCAAGCUGUGGCGGAGGUGGCUCCUGACCUGACGCGGAAAAAUGCUGAACCAUCUGCCUGUACACCUGCUGACAACUCAAUGCCAGCAUCGCAGUUGGGUAGCAAAUACGCCGUGAAGACAACACCCCCAAAACGGGGCAGGAAACGGAAGGAAGAUAGCGACGAGGCGCAGUAUGCACCUUCUAUUCCUACUCGUUCCUCCAAGAGAUUGCGCAUGACCCGUGCUUCGAAAUCCUCCCUUGAAAAUACCAAUCCUGGCGAUGUUGAAGACCUCCCUGGAUCUGCACCAUCAAUGAUAGGUAAUUCCGAGCUCGAAGCCGACGCACAAGCCAGUGAAGCUGUGCAGCAGCUGUCGAAACGAGGGCGAAAACGAAAGCUAGACACAGACACACCCGUCGCUUUCGUCAGCGAAUCGAACACGCUAGGACCCGAUGAAGAGCAGGCAGGCGAUCAGCAGCUUGUUUCGCUUCCAGCUCCACUUACCACAGAAGAGGCCCCUGGACCAGAUGCCAACAAUGUUACCCCAGCUAAGCGCAAACGAGGCCGGCCGCGAAAGGUACCAGCUCCUCUGAGUACGACGCCAGCCGAUUCGCUUGCUCCUGCAGCCCCAGUGACUUUGUCAGAACUGCCUGAUCCUCUUACAACCACCGGAGAAGCUGUUGUACCCGUUAAAAGAGGGAGAGGUCGACCUCGCAAGGCUCAGCAAGCGAGCGAAAACACAUAA